Messenger RNA from Nelumbo nucifera (sacred lotus), 1351 nucleotides. Its product is annotated as glutathione transferase GST 23-like. Gene Ontology annotation, cellular component: cytoplasm. Gene Ontology annotation, biological process: glutathione metabolic process. NCBI's taxonomy places the organism in Eukaryota, Viridiplantae, Streptophyta, Magnoliopsida, Proteales, Nelumbonaceae. The record is from RefSeq and is a predicted model, not a curated record. Gene Ontology annotation, molecular function: glutathione transferase activity.
AAAAUCAUAAAGGAGAGGGGUUAUUGGGAUUUGAGUGCCUGACAUUUCAGGCCAACCUUUUCUAUUCGCCACGUGGUAACCAAUUUAGCCACCUCAGACCACGUGUAAUUCCCAUGAGGAUGCCUGCUGUACAUGCAAGUGUUCGCAGCAGAUCCCGAGUGGCUUUGACGCCUGAACAAGUGGCUUCCCAACAAAAGUUGAACUCCAUUCAAAUAGCCAAAUCUUUGAUGUUUGAUCAACAUCAAUGAGCAUGACAGGGUAGAAGAACCUCCAUAUCGAUCAGAUCCGAGAAUGGAACAAGUGAAGCUAUUUGGAGCUUUUCCAAGCCCAUACGUUUACAGAGUAAUCUGGGCUCUGAAACUCAAGGGUGUGAAAUAUGAGUACAUAGAAGAGGAUCUCUCCAACAAGAGUGCUUUGGUCUUGGAGUACAACCCAGUUCACAAGAAGGUUCCCGUUCUUGUUCAUGGUGGAAAGCGAAUUGCAGAGUCCAUCGUUAUCCUCGAAUACAUCGAAGAAACAUGGCCGAGUAACCCUCUGCUGCUUCCACAAGAUCCUUAUGAGAGAGCCCAAGCUCGGUUCUGGAUCAAAUUUGGAGAAGACAAGGGAGCAACCUUCAUUGCAGUGUUUUGGUCUGUUGGGGAACAACAGGAGAAGGCAUUCAGAGAGGCCUCGGAAGUGUUGAGAACCAUUGAAGAGCGUGCUCUUGGAGAGAAGAAGUUCUUCGGUGGAGAUAGAAUUGGAAUGGUGGAUAUAGCAUUCGGGUGGAUUGCUCUCUGGAUGGAAGUGAUGGAAGAGCUCAAAGGGGUGAAGUUGAUGGAACCCCAUGCGUUUCCUCGCCUGCAUGCAUGGAUGGAGAAUUUUAAGGGGAUCCCUGAAAUCAGAGACAACCUUCCUGAUCGCCAUAGAAUGUUGGUCCAUUUGAAACGUAGAAUGGAGAUGGUGGCCAAAUCGCAGUAAUGAAAAAACUAGAUUCUUGGGUGGUCUUUGGUCUUUUGUAGUUGGAGUCAGGGCUUCCCCUCUCUUAGGCUUCUCUGUUCUCACUAGGGCUUGAGAUAGUUUAAUGCUUAUGUUGCAAUAUUGUAGCUUGUGUUUUCCUGUAUUUUCUGAGUGGGUAAAAGCUUGGUUUCGGGGUUCCGAGUCAAAGAACUGGUAAAGCAGAGUGCUAAAGUACGACCGGUGGGCGAUUCGAUCGAUCACCGAAUUAACAUGGCCCACCGAUUAAACCCACCGAAUUAGAAUCGGUGGCGCACUGGUAUGAUUCCACGUUUUGUUAUUAUUAGCGGUGAACAUUAUUUUAGUUCUUGAAAUUUUUCAUCAUACCCCUCUGUACAUAGGGAUUUUUUUCUUUUUA